Molecule: messenger RNA, 1412 nt
Organism: Phragmites australis (common reed)
Lineage: Eukaryota; Viridiplantae; Streptophyta; Magnoliopsida; Poales; Poaceae
Product: tuliposide A-converting enzyme b1, amyloplastic-like
Exons: 1
Coding region: 410-1354 (314 amino acids)
Molecular function (GO): hydrolase activity
Source: RefSeq, a predicted model, not a curated record
GGAAGAAUAAGGCAGAAGUGCAUUGUUCAGUGCUUUAUCUAGUCAAAUCGUGUACAAUCAAAGUUCACUGAUGUGUGAUGAGUGUGUCCAGUUGGUUAACCUCUGAAAUUAUGAGCAUGCUUGAGCUGUCUCAGUUGUCAAAAACUGACUGCUGCAGGGGUUAUAGGCAAUGGCAAUUUGGUGGCCAUGCAAUCACUAAUGUAUCUCUUGCUCUGAAAAUGAUUAAAUCGUGCUGCUUUGGAUCCGAGAUCUGAAGUGAUUCUGGCCGAUUUGGAUCUGAAAUAAUGUCGCUGUUUUCGGCACGUGAUGGGGCCGAUUAGCUCGUUAAUAUACAGAGAAGAGAUAAUAGUGGAGGUGCAGCUUGCCACCACAAGUUCAGUGAAGAAACACACCUUCAUCGGCCACAGCCAUGGAGACCCACGCUGACGAGGUACAAAUCGCCUGCGAUGCCUUCCGCAUCUACCGGAGCGGCAAGAUGGACCGCCUCCACCGCCCAGCGCGCACGCCCGCCGGCCUCGACCCGGCCACCGGCGUCACUUCCAAGGACGUCGUCCUCGACACCAGCACCGGCCUCUCCGCGCGUCUCUUCCUCCCUGACCUCGGCGCGCGCCAUUCCAACUCCUCCAAGAAGCUCCCCGUCCUCAUCUUCUUCCACGGCGGCGCCUUCCUGAUCGAGUCCGCCGUCUCCCCGCUGUACCACGGCUACGUCGCGUCCCUCGCCGCCGCGGCCGGCGUCCUCGCCGUCUCCGUCGAGUACCGCCUCGCGCCCGAGCACCCGGUCCCCGCCGCCUACGACGACGCCUGGGCCGCGCUCCUGUGGGCCGCGGCGGCGCAGGACGAGUGGCUCGCCGAGUACGGGGACGUCGCCCGCCUCUUCCUCGCCGGCGACAGCGCCGGCGGCAAUAUGGUGCACAACGUCCUCAUCAGGCUGGCGUCCUCCGAUCCGGCGCCAAGAAUCGAAGGCGCGAUACUCCUGCACCCUUGGUUCGGAGGGAACACUCUCGUCGAGGGCGAGGAGGCGGCAAAGGCCAAGGAGAUGACCAUGAUCUGGGAGUUCGCGUGCCCGGACGCGGCGGGCGGUGCGGACGACCCGAGGAUGAACCCGAUGGCGCGGGGCGCGCCGGGGCUGGAGAACCUCCGGUGUGAGCGGAUGCUCGUGUGCUCCGGCGAGAAGGACUGGGCGGCGGCGAGGGACCGCGCCUACUACGCAGCGGUGGGCGCGAGCGCAUGGCGCGGCAGCGCGGCGUGGCUCGAGUCAGAGGGGGUGGGGCACGUGUUCUUCCUGGAGAAGUCGGAGUGCGCAAAGGCCAGGGAGCUCAUGGACCGCGUCGUAGAGUUCGUCGCCGGCUCCUGAGUCCCGAGCACUGAGCGGUGCGCGCGCAUUGGCGCAGAGAGAGAGAGAGAGAGAGAGA